Molecule: messenger RNA, 591 nt
Organism: Malassezia globosa CBS 7966
Lineage: Eukaryota; Fungi; Basidiomycota; Malasseziomycetes; Malasseziales; Malasseziaceae
Exons: 1
Coding region: 1-591 (196 amino acids)
Biological process (GO): protein phosphorylation
Molecular function (GO): protein kinase activity; ATP binding
Source: RefSeq, a predicted model, not a curated record
AUGGAGAUGGAGCACAAUCACGGCUCUCGUUCCGUGUCCGCACCGGCCGCACCAUUGUCGACACCUGCUGCUGAAACACAGGAAACACGUGCAUCUACGCAGGACGUAGAUGAGCGAGCAUGUGACUUUCUGGAGCUCAUGCUCGAGGAAGCAGAGCGACAGCACAAAACAGGGUUUGUGCCCAUGCAUGGGUCACAACAGAAACCUACGGCCAAAGAGACGACGUUUCGUGGCUGCCGUUUCAUCAAAGAGCGUCGUGCAGGAGAAGGAGGCUUCUCGACCGUGUGGCAAGUUCGUGGACCAACAGCAAUUCCUGCUUCUGUUCCUGGAGCAGAGACCGAUGCCGUGCGGAUGGAGCCUGUGGAAGAGAUCCGACAGGGGUUCUUUGCGAUGAAGCAGGUGUCACUGCGGCGCCUGGAGCCAGAAUCACGAGACGAGCUUGUACAAGAAGCCAAGCUUCUCGAACAAUUGGCACAAAUGCCAGAUCACGAGCAAUAUGUGUUGCGGUACUUCGGGCACCGUCUGAAUCGAGACACACUCAAAAUUGUACGUUCAUUUGAGUCAGACAAGACAUGUCGAUUGGAGAACUGA